UCCUGGUAUGGGGUAGACUCAGGGUUUUUUAGGAUAAUGAAAUUAAAUAGCCUACUCUGAAUAUAAAAUUUAGUUCGUGAACUUAAACUUAUACUUUAUUUGUUAUUUAUUAAAUAACAAUUUUCCAAGGAUUUUUGAAUGGAUGCUAAUUUUAAAUAUAUUUAAAAGCUCACGUACCCCGCCUUCACUUAACCCCAGGGGUACGCGUACCCCCAUUUGAGAACCACUGUUGUAGUGAAUGGGCAGAGGGGGACAUUUAAUUAUGUGAUUGGGAAUAUUACAACAGAACAGAACAGGACAGGACAACAGAAGGGCCAUACAAAGUAUGGGAUGCAUAUUGGAUCAUUUAUAUCAUAUUAAAUAUGUAAUUUAUAUCGUUUAAAAUAAACGAGGCGAAACUAUCGGUUUACAGAAGUGUAGGGGGCGGAGAGGAAGCGCUUGGCACUGCGCUCCGCGGCGCUGUGUAAACUGGUGUCUUCAACAUGUCGCUCCUCUUAUUCCUAACCUCGUCUCUAUUAUUCUCAUGUCUGGACAGUUUGACUGAAGCCCACCCAACGCAUUUACCGAGGAGGGUGUUCACAGACAAAGAGAUUGCAGUUAAAAGAUCACCUGUACCUGGAAACCAUGCACCUGUACUGAUCCUCCUGAGAGGAGAGCCAGACUCUGUCACAGCCGCAGGACAAACCCACUUGUACACAUACGACUUUCAGCAGCCCCAGAAGGCUCCCGUAGAAAGGAGGCUGGUGUGGGAGGAGUGCACUCCUGAGGAUUGCGGCUAUAACAUCACAGUGGUCCACGAGAGGCAGGAGCCUGACCAGGCGUUAGUGUGUGGAACCGACGGCAGAGAGACGCUGUGCUGUGACGUGAAUGUCACUGCACAGUCACCCACAUGCACCCCUUCAGAUAAGUUGGGGGCCAUAGAAAGUGGCAUAAGGUCAUUCAUCGUGAAGGAAGGUGAACCAUCGGCGCUUGUGGAAUCAGCAGAAAGUGCCGACCUCUACAUCACCAACUCUGGAUCUCAGGAGUAUGUUGGCAUCCACAAGUUUGGUAAAAACAGAGUUGGACCAGCGAGUCAUAAUAAAGAGCAACACUAUGUGGGUUUGAUGCUCAGCAGAGAAAUAGAUGCUCCCUUACAGGAUAAGGUUUUUGCUUUCUACAAGGAGAAAAACAGAGGUACUGACUCGCGAGAUGACAUGUGGCUCCCGUACGUCACCCGGGUUUGCAUGGUAAGGCCUUUAGGAUCGAUAACUUUCUCAUUUAUAUUAGUUAGAAUGUAAAACCAUCGGAAGAUA
Pleuronectes platessa (European plaice) is the source of this 1292-nucleotide messenger RNA. RefSeq lists its product as uncharacterized. Gene Ontology annotation, molecular function: protein binding. The transcript has 7 exons. The record is from RefSeq and is a predicted model, not a curated record. Lineage: Eukaryota; Metazoa; Chordata; Actinopteri; Pleuronectiformes; Pleuronectidae. Bases 483 to 1277 code for a protein of 264 amino acids.